GGAAGCAGAAGUUGCGGAUAUCUGGCGCAUGCGCAAACAGACGGAUCGCAGCUGAACUUGUUUGGCGGACGACAAGAUGGCGUACUGGGCGACUGUCGCUUACUAAAGAAGUUUCACGAUCUAACGGUUAUUUGUAUUCUCAACGAUUCGUCUUUUUAAAGUACACGAAACUCAGGCUGAGUUUGGAGCGUUGGAGUGUUAUGUGAAGUGAAGAUUGAAGACGUGAUAGAUGAUGGACGACUACUGCUAUGCUAAGAUGGCGACGUCCGCUAAAAGAGAAAGUGAAAGAGAAUCAGCGCCACCAACGGAGAACAAUCUGAAAAGCGAAGAUGAAGGUGUCCAGCAGCUGAUCGGUAAUCCAGAAGAAGUUUCCCCUCAGUUCGGGGGGAGCUCCACUUUGAAGCAGGAGACUCCACAACCACCCUGCAUUAAAAAGGAAGAGGAGGAACUCUGCAUCACUCAGGAGGGAGAGUGUCUUCUAGGACGAGAGGAAGCUGAUUACACCAAGUUUCCACGGAGUAUUCUCUCCGUGAAGAUUGAAGAUGAUGAAGAGAAACCACAAGUAGACAACCUCUUAGCUCCACUAUCAGAUAGUGAGGCUGAAGACGAGGUUGAAGUAACUUUGAGCAGCGAUACAGACUGUGAAGGUGAUAUGAGGACUCACACUGACAACAAACACUCUGAAUGCUCUACAAAGAAGAAAAGUAAAAAUUGUUUCAGCUGCUCAGUUUGUGCUAAAAGCUUUCCUAAAAACAGCCAAUUAACUUAUCACAUGAGAACACACACAGGAGAAACACCAUUUACUUGUCCAUUUUGCUGUAACAGCUUUUCUCAAAAGAGCAGUUGGACCCGUCACAUGAAACUGCACACAGGAGAAAAACCAUUUAAUUGUUCUGUUUGCGGCAAAAGCUUUUCUCAAAAGAGCAAUUGGGCGUCUCACAACAGAACACACACAGGAGAAAAACCGUAUAGUUGUUCCGUUUGUGGUAAAGGUGUUGCCAGAAAGAACCAUUUGACUGAACACAUGAGAAUGCACACAGGAGAACAACCAUAUAACUGUUCAGUUUGCGGUAAAAGGUUUUCUCUACAGGGCAGUUUGACGCAACACAUGAGAACACACACAGGAGAAAAAAAGUUUACUUGUUCAGUUUGUGGUAAAAGCUGUUCUCAAAGCACCCAUUUGACUGGACACAUGAGAAUACACACAGGAGAAAAACCCUUUAAUUGCUCAGUUUGCUGUAAACGUUUUUCUCAUAGCAGUGGUUUGAGUCAACACAUGAGAAGGCACACUGGGCAAAAAACUUUUAACUGUUCAGUUUGUCCUGAAAGCUUUUCUCUCAAGGGCAAUUUCACACAACACAUGAAAACACACGCUGGAGAAAAAAUAUACAGCUGCUCAGUUUGAAUAAAGAUGAAGUUAAAAGAAAGUGUUCAUAUUUAUCACUCAGGUCUAAGAGAGCACAAUCUGAAGGUUCAAUGUGCACAAUUGAAUAUCUUAGUUGUUCAGACUGUAAUGUGUGUGUACAAGUUUAGAUUAGAUGAUGAGGUAAUGGGUCCCAUUUUUAUAGUCUUUGGUAUGACUCGGCCGGGGUUUGAACUCACGACCUACCCAUCUCAGGGUGGACACUCUAACCACAAGGCCACUGAGUAGGCUUCUUCAGGAAAUGAACAGCAUUACUAGUCUGGGAAUUUAUCUCAGUGCA
This is a messenger RNA of Entelurus aequoreus (snake pipefish), 1703 nucleotides long. RefSeq names its product gastrula zinc finger protein XlCGF8.2DB-like. Gene Ontology annotation, cellular component: nucleus. Bases 230 to 1405 code for a protein of 391 amino acids. The transcript has 2 exons. The record is from RefSeq and is a predicted model, not a curated record. Lineage: Eukaryota; Metazoa; Chordata; Actinopteri; Syngnathiformes; Syngnathidae.